AUGGCGGUCACGGCGUUUGAUAUGGAGGACGAGAAGGACGAGGGCCACUUUGACGCGGACGGGAACUUCGUGUGGGACGACGAGGCCAGGAAGCAGGAAGAAGCGUGGCUCGAAGACGUGUCGGAGCAGCAGAUCGGCGCCGCGAAACACGCCAAGAGCCGCCGCGAGUUUCGCGACGAGCAGACGGAAGAGACGCUAACGGUCGAGACAGCGACUCAGACGCUCGCGACGUUGUUAAGGCCCCGUGAGACGGUGUUGCAGGCGCUCAGGCGUCUCGGUACGAAGAAGAAGAAACAGACGAAGAAGAAGGAGACGGAGAAGAAGGAGACGGAGAAGAAGGAGACGGAGAAGAAGGAGACGGAGAAGGCGCGUGCUCGAGUCGGGUCCAAGCGCAAGCAGAGGAACGAGACUGAAGAGGCCGCGAGGCCGACGGCAGAAGAGAAGGCGCAGUUUGAUCGGAUUACAGAGGCAGCAGAUUUUCUCUUGCGAUCGGGAGAAGUGGACGCGUACAGUCAGGUGAAGGAGGAGUUUAUCUCGGACGAGGAGCUACUGGCGCAGCGAAGACGGGUGCAGUUUGUUGAUACGGACAAAAGCGAAGAGGCGAGUGAGGACGUUCGGUCCAAGCAGGAAGCGAUCAUGUGGGAGUACAGAGCUGCUGAUGGACAGAUCCACGGACCUUUCCCAACGUCUAGCUAUGUGGCUUGGCGGCAGCAGGGUUACUUCACUGGAGAGACUGCUGUCGACGUGCGGCAAGUACUGUGCGCUAGUGACGCUAGUGCCGUUCUGGAGCCAGCAACAAAGAAGAAGUUGAAGCAGCAAGAGGAUGGAAAGGUUUCAGCUGAGCAAGAGAUGCUUGACGAUUUCGAGGACAGCGACAAUGGAGACGACACUCCGUCUGCUGAAGAUGACAAAGCAGAGGCAAACGAAAAGCCAUGGAUGCGAUCCGACACGAUCGACUUUUCCUUAUACUAA
This is a messenger RNA of Hyaloperonospora brassicae, 972 nucleotides long. The record is from the annotation of a GenBank genome assembly. Lineage: Eukaryota; Oomycota; Peronosporomycetes; Peronosporales; Peronosporaceae.